UUCUAGUCUAUGCUCGGGUUGUAUGGUGGUCGAUUUAUCAAUAUUUUCCGUAAAUUGUUUGAUAAAUUAAGGCGGGAAGUUGUUUUUUGUAUUUUAUAACGAAAAUGAGUGUCGAAGAGGAUGUUAUGAAAAUACAAAAGAAACUAACCAAGAUGACAUCGGACGAUGGCACGGGCCAAGAAGAAGCCUUGGAACUAUUGAAGACUCUCCAGACUAUGGCCAUAAAUUUAGAUGUUCUUACUAAGACCAGAAUAGGCAUGACAGUCAAUGCUUUACGCAAAUCAAGUAAGGAUGAAGAAGUCAUAUCCUUGUGUAAAACUUUGAUCAAGAAUUGGAAAAAGUUCUUAUCAACCCCUGGUACACCUGCCAAGGAUUCAGGCAGCUCAUCAAAACCAAAGAAGGAUUCCAGCAGAGAUAAAGAUCGAAAAGAUGAGAAGGAGAAGGAUAAAAAAUUGCAAGCCUCAUUCCCACCUCAAUCAAACACCACCGAUGCUGUGAGGCUUAAAUGCAGAGAACUUCUCACACAGGCACUAAAAACCGACAAUGAUUUUCUUAGCGCUUGUGCCACUCCCGAAGAAUUGGCUGAGGAAUUGGAGGAGUGUAUCUAUAUGGAGUUCAAAAACACUGAUAUGAGAUACAAAAACAGAGUCCGAUCCAGAGUAGCAAACCUCAAAGACCCUAAGAAUCCAACAUUGAGAACCAAUUUCUUGAAUGGAGUUAUCUCUGCUAUUCGUCUUGCAAAAAUGACCCCAGAAGAGAUGGCCAGCGAUGAGAUGAAGAAAUUACGAGAGAAGUUCAUCAAAGAAGCUAUCGAUGAUGCUCAGUUGGCCACUGUACAGGGAACUAAAACUGAAAUGCUCAAAUGUGGCAAGUGUAAGAAGAAAAAUUGCACAUACAACCAACUUCAGACCAGAAGUUCUGAUGAACCUAUGACCACGUUUGUUCUUUGCAACGAAUGUGGUAACCGCUGGAAGUUUUGUUAAGACUGCUUUUGAAUAUUUUAGACUUAUAGUGUAUCUUUUAUGGUAUGAUACACUGGUGUAUCAAAUAAAAUAUUCUUCACUUUUACUAUGAAUUAGUUCCCAUUUCAUUUGCAUUGACCUUACUGCUGAUUGACAGUGAUAUCAUGUUAGUAGCUAAGGAAAUCUUAGUUUAAAUUUUAAUAAAAUAAAUUAACAUGCUUUAAGUUGUAAA
Messenger RNA from Pararge aegeria (speckled wood butterfly), 1194 nucleotides. RefSeq names its product transcription elongation factor S-II (gene TfIIS). The record is from RefSeq and is a predicted model, not a curated record. The transcript has 2 exons. The coding region runs from base 105 to 983 and encodes 292 amino acids. Gene Ontology annotation, molecular function: zinc ion binding; nucleic acid binding. Gene Ontology annotation, biological process: transcription elongation by RNA polymerase II; DNA-templated transcription. Gene Ontology annotation, cellular component: nucleus. NCBI's taxonomy places the organism in Eukaryota, Metazoa, Arthropoda, Insecta, Lepidoptera, Nymphalidae.